Xylaria bambusicola is the source of this 1484-nucleotide messenger RNA. RefSeq lists its product as uncharacterized. The coding region runs from base 205 to 1362 and encodes 385 amino acids. The record is from RefSeq and is a predicted model, not a curated record. The transcript has 8 exons. Lineage: Eukaryota; Fungi; Ascomycota; Sordariomycetes; Xylariales; Xylariaceae.
CAUCGGAAUACUAUUAAUAGUGUACUUAAUGAUUCUCGAUAUUGAAUAUCGAACGAAUCCAUGUAGCUCGUAUAUGCCGGAGUAUACCAAGGUAUAAGCUCCGCGUUGGUGGUACAAAAGCAAGCCCUGCCCCUAUCACGACGCACGGCCGUGGCUCAAGGAGAUUUCGCACGGAAGGUGUCCAACACUGAAGAUUGACCCAGGAUGGCUUCGAAAAUUGUACGGUUUUGUCUAGUGACGGGAUACUUGGCGCUUCGGGCUUCUGCUGCGUGUGCUGUAUAUGGUGUGGACUAUUCUAACGGCGGCUCCUACAACAUUGACCCAUCUUCUGAUGCAUCAUUCACUUUCACUACGAUAUUCCAAACUUGUGUCCAGGAAUCAAUCAAGCCUGUCCUAGUCGACCCUACCGGACACCAGUAUACUUGCUCCGCCAUCAACACAACACCUGAUGGCCAAGAGCAGAAAUCGACAUGCGGGAUCGCCUACUCUUCCAUGUCGUCAGGGCAGUGGAAGAUUGUUCUUUCAGGAACCAACGUAGCCGUUCAGAGAGUGAUUAAUCUGACCCUCGUCUCGCCCUCUACCGUGACCGUAACUGCUACGCCAACCGUGAUUGUGGGAAUCACAAGCACACCCAAUCCAACAACCAUCUUCUCAACCAUAGGGACGCAGACACAAACCCUAAUCCUAGCACCCGGGACGGUGACAACGCCGUGCAUUGGCUCGACGACAACACUAACAGUCACGCCCACAAAGGCCACUUCCGUGACAGUAUCGACAAUAGUUCGCACAACGACUGACGCGAUCGUCACCAGAGAGUCUACCACGACGGUCGUGAAGACCGCUUACUGUCAUUACACGGACGACGGAGGAUGGCCAGCACCUCCGCCCAAUACAAUCUGCGUCGGUUUGGCCUGCGGCUAUCCACCUGACUUACCUACCCCGACGAUCUGCGUUGGAUUUUCUUGUGGCAAGCAAACCGGCACUGUUCCAGACACGCCGACUACAAGCAGUGUGGAGGUUCUCAAGAUCCUAGCCACCACGAUCACUGUCACGGAGACGACUUAUACCGUAACGCAAACGAGUAUCACACAGCUUCCGGCGCCAACGGUGACCGAGAGUGUCAUCAAGAUUACCACGGCUACAGUGACUCCUCAACCAUCCACUGUCUGCGGCGGCCAAAAGCCCGGCGUUACGAUAUCGCUCACUCUGCCGCAGGCCACCGUCACGCAGACCAGCCUUUCAUAUUCGACAAGACACGCUACUGGAACAGUCACAGUUGUUUCGACCAAGACUUCAGUGACCACCAACGCCAGGAGUGCUACGAGUUGCUGGCUGAAUGGAGGGUGGAUGGGGGCUGAUUAGGAGGAAGACGAAUAUGCUUCAAGCUCGUCCACGAAUGAUAAGGAGACUGCUAUUUCCUGCCGCGAUCUAUAAGUAUUACUGGCUGACUGUCUUACGCUCCUUUCUCCGAUAAUGUGUGUGUA